Messenger RNA from Necator americanus (New World hookworm), 699 nucleotides. RefSeq lists its product as uncharacterized. The record is from RefSeq and is a predicted model, not a curated record. Gene Ontology annotation, cellular component: plasma membrane. Bases 1 to 699 code for a protein of 232 amino acids. Lineage: Eukaryota; Metazoa; Nematoda; Chromadorea; Rhabditida; Ancylostomatidae. The transcript is spliced from 7 exons.
AUGGUCGAAGGAGGGGUGGCCAUUGUUAAGUACCUACUAUUCCUUUCUAAUUUGAUCUUAUGGACUGGCGGCCUUGGACUCAUCAUUCUUGGGUCGGUGCUGCAGUUGAAGUUCGCCGGUGUGUUGGAUAUAUUAGGUGAUGAGCGGUUAGCAACGCCGGUGAUGCUACUCGCCUUCGGUUCAUUAUGCACUCUACUCGGAUUUCUUGGUUGUUGUGGUGCAAUUCGAGAAAAUUAUUGCCUUACCGUAUCGUUUGCCGUUUUGCUCGCAUUGGUUAUCAUGCUCGAAACGGCUGCCGUAAUCACAGCGUAUGCGUUGCAUGAGGACCUUCGAAGUGGAUUGUCCAUACAAUUGCAGAUGGGACUCUCUCGCUAUAAUCGCAGUAGCGGCGUUCAAAUGGCAUGGGACCAAACGCAGCAAACCCUUUCCUGCUGCGGAGUUGCGAAUUCUAGUGACUGGUCAUCGCUCGGAGCUAUUCCGGAUUCCUGCUGCAUUGAAACCAGCUCUGGUUGUGCCAGGGAACUAGCGCCACUUCAUCCAGGAGGAUGUAUGGAGAAAGUUGAGAACUGGAUCCUGAUCAAUGCGGCUCUGGUGGGCGGCGCGUCGGCGGUUUUGGCCGGUCUUCAAGUGGUCGGUGUCUGUUUUGCUUGUUGUCUGUCGAAGAGUAUUCUCAAGGAUUUCCAUGACUUCUACUAUUAA